AAGUAUUAGCCAAUCAGCUGUCUUUCUUUCCUUCAAACUACUAAGCAACAAACAGCCCAAGCCAGAUUCUCACACAACACACCCUACAAGGUGCACACUGUCUUACAACAGCUACCACAGUCCUCACACUAACUCACCAGGAGUCAGCUAUGGAUUAUCAUCAGCAGGUUGAAGAAAUUGUGUCCACUGCCAAAAUCGGGGACUUGAUUGAAUUUUCCUACCCCAUGGGAUAUUCACACUGGGGGGUGUAUGAUGGAGAUGGACAUGUAAUCCAUUUUGCUGUUGCAGAUGAGGGGCAACUGAUGAAAAGUGUACGUACUUACCUGCAAUCAAUCUUGCCUAUAUGUGGGGACCUUCUGCUUGGGGAGACCAGGAUCCGCAGAGUGCCUCUCGGUGAGGUGAACGUCCCAAAAGGAGCCCACGUCUUGAUCAGUAACAACCGCCAUGCCUUCGCGCCAUCUGCACCUGAGGACAUGAAGUUACGGAGUAACACCCUUCUUAAUCAGGACUUCCCGUAUGAUCUUUUCGGUCUCAACUGUGAGCAUUUUGCCACGUUUGUACGCUAUGGAAAAGCUGUGUGCAACCAGAUUCCUACAAGACCUAAGAAUGUAGAGUGUGUGAAGGCAACUUCUACCUUCAACGACGCCAUCUGCUCCAAGGAAACUCCAAAAGAUGAUCUUUUGGAAUGGCUUGAAUGACUCUUAUAUUUCCCAUUUGAAUCAUUAACUGAACUCAAGCCUGGGCAAUAUUUUUUGUGCUAUUAGAGACAUGAAAAACUCAGAGCAAGUUAUAUUUGUGAAUCAUGCCAAUUUCAGGAUUUUAUUUUGGACCCCCUGUAUAGCUGGGAUGGGUUUCUUUUGUCAGUGAUAAAUAUAUACACUAUGCAACUAACAAUGUUUUUUUCAUUAUUGAUUAUCUGCCAAAAAAAAUGCUCCUUGGCAGACAUUUUGAGCGAGUUAGAGAGUUCCAGGACUUUACUCCUCUGACAGUAAAAGCUGUCUGAACAAAAGAUGUGUUGUAGACCAAAACUUUUCCACUUGAUCUGCUGCAGCUCUCUUAAUAUAUUUUCCGACAGGCUGAGGGGCAAGUCCAUUUAAACAUUCAAGACAAGCCUUACAUAGUGAAAAUCAGUCUAAGUUGCAAAGCUUAAGAUCUGUAUUUACCUAAAAUGCAGUGAUGCUGGUACCUUAUUUGCUUUUUGUCCAAGAUUUCCAAGGCCUGAUUGUAAACACACUCUAUGGAUUUACAGAUCAGUUGUCUGGGACCAGGUAGUUAAACUCCAGGACAUAUCUGAGAAAACCAUAGAAUUCUCAAACACAAAGGCACAAUCAGGUGUGAAAUGUUUUCGUAUCAUCUUAAAAGAUGAGAUAAGAUAGACUUUAUUGAUCCCAAACUGGGGAAAUUAAUUCGCUAUAGCAGCUCCAACACAGCAGAUAAGAAAAUACACAUAAAAAAUUCAAAUGAAAAACUGAAUUGAGAAAUACAAGAUACAAAAAUAAAAAGUGCAGUAUUGUACAAUGUACACUAUAUACAGCUUUUUUAUAUAUAGAUGUGGUUGAUAUGGUACAUUGCACAGGUCACAGCAGGAAGUAGUAUCCAAAACAGGUAAGAUUAGUCUUUAUGAUUAUACAAUUCUUUUUAGCGUGACUUUUUAAUGUCACUGAUGGGUAGAGUGCUGUCACAUUACUAUGUAUACAAUUUUGGGCCAUUGCAGCCUCUCACACUUGGGUUUAGGCUUUUAGUUGGAGACUAGGAUCAUUUGGUGUACUGCUUUCCACAUGACAACAGCAUAACCAAGUGUAAUUGUAACACUCGUUGCACUGGGGAUGGACACACCAUCACCAGUACAGCAUGCACACACUGCCACCUAGUGUAUGUAGAAGAAAAGAAAGAAAGAAAAAACUGAUUGGAUUGUUCUUACCAUUGCAUGGUGGGAAAUCUUGAAAAAAGAUAACCAGGCAUUCUGUAAUAUCAUUUUUAAUAAAUGGCCUGAGUCAAGAUGUUUUGGAGAUUUUCUGAUACCAUAUCUUGCUGCACCAUGUGCCUCUAUACUGGAUAUUUUUAACAUAAAAUACAAUUUACAUUUCUGUCUGAAACUUGUUUGCACAGUCUAGGGAUAUUCUGCCACUGGCACUACAAGAACAAAGGGUUUAUAUCUCUUUAUAUAUAUGUUUUCAUUAGUGUUUUAUCACUUGAAAAUAAAAAAUCGUUGUGUUUUCAUUACCUUAGAA
Messenger RNA from Dicentrarchus labrax (European seabass), 2231 nucleotides. RefSeq names its product phospholipase A and acyltransferase 2-like. Gene Ontology annotation, biological process: N-acylphosphatidylethanolamine metabolic process. The record is from RefSeq and is a predicted model, not a curated record. The coding region runs from base 150 to 698 and encodes 182 amino acids. Gene Ontology annotation, cellular component: cytoplasm. The transcript has 4 exons. Gene Ontology annotation, molecular function: glycerophospholipid phospholipase A1 activity; A2-type glycerophospholipase activity. NCBI's taxonomy places the organism in Eukaryota, Metazoa, Chordata, Actinopteri, Moronidae.